This is a messenger RNA of Colletotrichum paranaense, 954 nucleotides long. RefSeq lists its product as uncharacterized. NCBI's taxonomy places the organism in Eukaryota, Fungi, Ascomycota, Sordariomycetes, Glomerellales, Glomerellaceae. The transcript has 2 exons. The record is from RefSeq and is a predicted model, not a curated record. Bases 1 to 954 code for a protein of 317 amino acids.
AUGGACGACACAGUCGAACACAACGACGGCAUGGGUGACCCGCAUCACGACGUGUCACAUACCUCACCACAGCCCGCUUCCCUCAUCACAGACCUAGCAGACCUAGACCUCUUUGAAGAAGUGAAGCCACGCACAUUCCACCUCUUCAAGGACCUUCCGCCCGAGAUCCGCACAAAGAUCUGGCGUCUUGCGGCACCUAAGCCCGCUGUCGUGGAGCGCAUAUCCAACAGCACUACCUUGGCCUAUGAACUUCACCGCCCUGUCCCAGCGCUCCUGCAGGUUUGCCAGGAGUCUCGUGCCGAGAUGCUCUACGACCCUGAGAACCCGCGUGGUCUUAGAGAUGAGCAGUUUGAGAUGCUGCAUCUCUCCAGAGGACACCAGGCGCAAGGCAAGGGUGUGUACAUGAAUUAUCGUCAUGAUACACUGUUCAUCUACAGAGGACCUGCUCAGUCAAUCAUGCCCAGCGCUCUCUCCUUCAUCAACCUCCGCCAUCUCGCCAUGGAAUGGGGCCUCCGCCCCUGCUGGGUGCAGGGCCACUGCCACAAGGGCGCCCGUCUCCUCCGGCAGUUCCCCAACCUCAAGACGUUCACGCUCCUCGUCACCUUCCAUCCCUUCAAUACGGUACCUCUGGGCGAGUCGGGCAGAAAGCACCGCGAGCAGACGCAGAAGCGGCGGGCGCUCAAUGAGAUCAAGUCGUGGGUUCUUGGAGCCAUUGAUCAGGCUCUGGAGCAGGAUGCUAAUGCUCGUGCUGCUGCUGCUGCCGCUGCCGAAGCUGCUGCCAGCAAUGAUGCCAACGUCGAUACUACCUCUGGCUCUUCAUCUGAGCCUAUAUCCACAACUUCAGCUACGCCUCAGUCUUCUACACACACGACUGUGUCUCCGGCUAUCUGGAAUCCACCGGAGGUCAGAGUUGUCCCAAAGACAAAGUACUGGAGCAUGCCGGCGUUGGCCUAG